GCUGCCCGCCGCCCGAGCACUCCUCUUUCCUUAGUAUCCCGACAUAAACGGCGCGCGCGCACGGGACAGCCGCCGCGCGCUUCGGGGCCAUGGCGGUCCACGUACUUUGGUUGGUGGCUGCUUUGGUGUCUAUAAGUGAAGUGAGUCCGCAACAAGAUGAUUACGGACGGUCGGACUGGAUGUCACAGAGUGAAUAUGACCCAACUGUAGAUGAAAAUCCCUUUUACGGCUUGUCGAGAAGGCCCGACUACCCUAUAUCGCCGCCACCGUCGCAACCACCGCCGCCGCGGCAGCCCCCGAGUUUUGGUCAGAACUUCGCCGUCUACGAUCCUGAGACGAGACGGCGGACGACGGCGUUCGAUCGCAACUGCACAGCACCAGGUUGUUGCGUGCCUAAAUGCUUUGCCGAGAAGGGUAACCGAGGACGUCCUGGCUCGCCUGGACCGCAGGGGCUGCGAGGUCUUCCGGGACAUGAAGGAGCAGAAGGGCCUCAAGGUUCCAAAGGUCAGAAAGGUCAAGUGGGUCCACAAGGCCCAAGGGGUCCAAAAGGCGAACGAGGAAAACCGGGAGCACAAGGUUAUAGUGGAUUAAUAGGCCCCCCGGGUGCGCAAGGAGAACCAGGUUUUCCUGGAAUACCUGGUAGAGACGGAUGUAACGGAACGGAUGGAGAACCUGGUUUAAUUGGGCCCAAGGGAUCACAAGGUCCACGCGGAAUUCCUGGACUGAAGGGUGACAGAGGUGACAAAGGCGAGCCAGCUCAUAUAGGACGAUUUUCAAAAGGACAAAAAGGAGAACCAGGAGCUGAUGGUAUGCAAGGUCCACAAGGUCCGGUUGGUCCAACUGGGCCUGCAGGACUACCUGGACCGAAAGGAAACACUGGACCUUUGGGUCCAUUCGGUCCUAAAGGUGAUAAAGGAGCUAAAGGAUCUAGCGGUCAAUCAGUUCAGGGCGACAAAGGUGAUAGAGGAGACAAGGGUGAUCGUGGCCUAGCUUGUCCAACAAGGACCUUGCCUUCUACAGAUAGUAAGGGUGCUAUUAAAGGAAUUCAAGGAGAUGCGGGUCCUAAAGGUGACAAAGGUGAACCAGGUAGAAUGGGUGAAAAGGGAGAUACCGGACCGAUGGGAGAGCCUGGUUUAGCUGGACAAAUGGGUAUUAAAGGAGAAAAAGGCAUUAGAGGAAACCCAGGAGAAAGAGGCCGAGAUGGAAUGUAUGGCGCCACUGGACCUAUGGGUCAAAAAGGAGACAGAGGAGAAGUUGGCUUGGCUGGUCUACCUGGAAGACCCGGACUUAAAGGAGAACCUGGAAGAGAUGGAGCACCUGGUCAUCAAGGCCUAAAAGGUGUGCCUGGACCUCCUGGUGGUCGAGCAGGAUCUCGUGGACCUCCUGGACCUUUAGGACCAAGAGGUUACCCAGGCCCUGCUGGUCCACCAGGAUCAGAUGGAAGGCCUGGAGAGGGAGGACCACAAGGGCCAAUGGGACAACGAGGAGGUCAAGGUGAACCUGGUACACCAGGUAUUGAAGGUCCUGCAGGUCCUAAAGGAGAAAAGGGAGAACCUGGUCUUAACGGGUUACCUGGUGAAGUGGGAGUGAAAGGUUACGAUGGGCCUACUGGGCCCCAAGGACCAAGGGGACCUAAAGGGGAGGAUGGUUUUUCAAUACCUGGAGAUAAAGGAAACAGUGGGGAGCCAGGCAUCCCAGGUCAUCCAGGUCAGAAGGGUGAAAGAGGAUAUCAAGGGUUACGCGGUGUUCCUGGAAAUUCUACGUUAGGAACACCUGGAAUGCCUGGUGAAAUGGGACCAGAAGGAGAAAAGGGUGAAAAAGGAAAUCCUGGCUUCGACGGUAUGCCUGGUUCUACUGGCCCGAAAGGAGAUAUUGGUGGGCGUUGUAAUGAAUGUUGGCCCGGUUCCCCUGGAGCAAAGGGUGAUCGUGGUUCAGACGGCCUUCCUGGAGAACGUGGAGAACGUGGACCUCAAGGCCCGGUUGGAUUACGUGGGGAAAGAGGAUCUGAUGGCCUUAAUGGUCUGCCUGGAUCGGCUGGUCCACCGGGUGAUCGAGGCGAUGAGGGACCAAUGGGACCAGAAGGAGAAAGAGGAGAAAACGCUAUUAUUCCAUCGAAUUUAAUAAAGGGACCUCCAGGAGAAAGAGGUGCACCUGGUGAAAAAGGUCAAAUGGGUCCUAAAGGAGAAAAAGGUCUUUUUGGUCCACCUGGUGAUCGUGGUCUACAUGGUAUGCCCGGACAGAAAGGCGAUAUGGGAAGAAUGGGACCACCUGGUUUAGAUGGUACGCCAGGAGCUAAUGGUACACCUGGUAAACCAGGAACAAAAGGAAUUUCAGUAAAAGGUGAAAAGGGUGAAAUAGGUGAUUUUGGACAGAAAGGUGACAAAGGAUUUGAAGGGAAACCCGGUCUAAAAGGUGAACCUGGUAGAUGCCCUCAAGAAAUAAGAGCUCUAACUAAAGGAGAUAAAGGAAAUCCUGGAGCAGUUGGCCCUCAAGGACCUAUUGGUGUACCCGGUGAAAAGGGUGAACCCGGUCAAAUGGGCCGAACUGGAGAAAAGGGACAUAUGGGAGUGCCUGGAUCACAAGGACAAGUUGGACCAAGAGGUCCACCUGGUCUUAAAGGUGAUAAAGGAGAUUUAGGGUCAAUGGGUUUCCCUGGUACUCCUGGUACUACAGGGCCAAGAGGCUAUCCAGGAAUACCUGGUCAAAGAGGUGAUAAAGGUGAAAUCGGACCAUCUAUGCCGGGACCACCAGGACCUGCUGGAUUAAAAGGUGACAAAGGAUUACCUGGAAGUAGAGGAAUACCUGGAAUUCCAGGGAGUGACGGAACUGUCGGGCCUGCAGGAUUAAUCGGAGAAAAGGGAGAGAUGGGCUUUGUAGGACUGCGUGGAAUUCCUGGGGCUCCAGGUCAAAAAGGAGAAGCAGGUCCAAUUGGUCCCCAUGGAAUGCCAGGUUCACCUGGUAUACCUGGUACACCUGGACAGAAAGGACAACAAGGUUUUCAAGGAUUAACUGGGAAACCAGGAGUUAUUGGGUUACCCGGAUUUAAAGGUGAACCAGGGAUGCAAGGGCCGGAUGGUCCAAAAGGAUUCCCAGGACCUCGUGGAAGUCCUGGAUUAGUAGGAUCGCCUGGACUGGAGGGAAGCCCGGGUGAAAAAGGGGAAAAGGGUGAGAGAGGAUAUCCAGGACAACCUGGUGAACGUGGUUUUGAUGGUCCUAUGGGACCGCCUGGUUUGCCUGGAGAAAAAGGUGAUAGAGGUUUCCAUGGGCCACCUGGUCUACGUGGCAGAGAUGGUUCACCAGGACCUAAAGGAAAUAUGGGUCUAACAGGUGAAAGAGGACAAAAAGGAGAAGCUGGUUCAAUAGGUGAAAAGGGUGAAAGAGGAGAGCGUGGUCUGGAUGGCUUAAGAGGGUUGGAUGGCUUACCCGGUGCAUCUGGGGAAAAAGGCGAUAAAGGUGACAUUGGUCAACCAGGAUACGGGUUGCCUGGAGCUCCUGGUCUUAAGGGUGAUGCGGGUCUACCUGGUAUCGAUGGAAUCAAGGGCAACAUAGGACCCAAAGGCGAUAAUGGCUUACCUGGACCUUCCGGACAAAAAGGUGAAAUAGGAAUUCAAGGGAACAGUGGCCCACCAGGUCGACCAGGGUUAGAUGGAUUUCCAGGUCGCCCUGGUGAAAAAGGACUGCCUGGACUUGAAGGUGACAAGGGUGAACGAGGCGACAGAGGUAUUCCUGGGCGUGAUGGCUUAGAUGGAUUAAAAGGUGAACGUGGAACACAGGGCCCGCCGGGUUUACUUGGCCCUACAGGGUUUACUGGUGAUAAAGGCGAUCGAGGCUUGCCAGGUUUAUCUAUGAAUAUUAAAGGAGAAAGAGGCGACAUCGGGCCUCCUGGUAUACCAGGACUUCAAGGUGAAAAGGGUGACAAGGGUGAUGAAGGACUGCAAGGCUUACAAGGACAAAAGGGAGAUAGAGGUUUUGUUGGACCUAAAGGAGAAAUUGGUAGAACUGGUCAGGAAGGAUCAAAAGGUGAUAGAGGUCCAGCUGGUCCUGGAGGCAUACCGGGUCUCACUAUUAAAGGCGAAAAGGGUUUGCCUGGAUUAUCUGGUAAGCAUGGCCACCCAGGUUUACCAGGCGAUCGUGGAGAAAAAGGAGAUAAAGGUUUUAUUGGACUUCCGGGACAGACAGGACGACCAGGUAUACCAGGGUCACCUGGAACACGAGGAGAAAAAGGAGAUACAGGACGUGAAGGAAUUGCGGGACCACCAGGUUUUGAUGGAAGUCCAGGAGCUCCGGGACAACCGGGUAUAAUGGGACUAACUGGUGAAAAGGGUGAUAAAGGAGCAACCGGUUAUGGUUUACCUGGGUCCAAAGGAGAACCAGGUCCUUCAGGUAUUACUGGUGCACCAGGACAAAAAGGUGACAAAGGAAAUCGUGGCUUUGAUGGUAUAACAGGACAACCGGGUCAAAAGGGUCAACAAGGUGAAAAAGGAGAUCAAGGUUACCCAGGACGUGUAGGUAUACCAGGAUUUAGCGGCGAAAAAGGUGACAAAGGUGAAGCGGCUGCUAUUAUUUACGGUUCAAAAGGAGAGCCAGGACCUCGGGGUCCCCCUGGAUUAAACGGACUUCCUGGACGUGACGGUUCUCCUGGUGCUAGAGGUUUAGAUGGUAAACCAGGGCAACGAGGUGAUCCAGGGCUACCAGGGCCGAGAGGUCCUCCCGGUUCACCAGGUCCCCAAGGAUUACGAGGUCUGCAAGGUGAAAGAGGCGAUAUAGGUCUGACUGGCAUACAAGGUUUACCAGGAUCUCCAGGAGCACCUUGUACUAAUACAGACUACCUUACAGGUAUUUUAUUAGUUCGGCAUAGCCAAACUGAAAUUAUACCACAAUGCGAACCCGGUCAUGUCAAGUUGUGGGACGGGUACUCUCUUCUAUACAUUGAUGGAGACGAAAAAGCGCAUAAUCAAGACCUGGGCCACGCCGGCUCUUGUGUAAAACAAUUUAGCACUAUGCCUUUCUUAUUCUGUGAUCUUAAUAAUGUAUGCCAUUAUGCUAGUCGUAAUGAUCGCAGUUACUGGUUAUCAACUAACCAACCAGUGCUUAUGAUGCCAGUAGAAGGAAAAGAAAUCGCACCAUACAUUUCAAGAUGUGUCGUCUGCGAAGUUCCAGCUAACGUCAUUGCGGUCCACAGUCAAACUCUUGAUAUACCAAGUUGUGCACCAGGAUGGAGUUCGUUAUGGAUUGGAUACAGUUUUGUUAUGCACAUCGGAGCUGGUGGCCAAGGCGGUGGACAAGCGUUGGCUAGCCCUGGCUCAUGUCUUGAAGAUUUCCGGGCAACGCCAUUCAUAGAGUGUAACGGUGAAGGUGGAAGUUGUCAUCACUUUACUAACGGACUUAGUUUCUGGCUCACUACAAUAGAAGAGGACAAACAAUUCAAAAUGCCUGAACGUGAAACUCUCAAGGCUGGCAGUCUCUUGCAGCGAGUGUCUCGAUGUGCAGUGUGCAUUAAAAAUACAGAUAGUUCCCGUGGAUACUAAACCAUAUUCUUUUAGAAUGUCCUAAUAUAUAAGUAAUACUCCAAUAGUUUAAGGCCGCUGGCCGUUGACACUGGUUUUUAUGACAUGUUCACCAAAAAUAUUACUGUAAUACUGGACUUUUUACUUAAAACUGUAUCAUCAUUUGGUUUACACUGAAAUCACCUUUCGACAUAUGUUUUUUUUUAAUUUUAAAUUACCUACUUAGUGUAAUGAAGUACAUAAUUAUAAUAAAUGUUCUAACUACCUACAUGUAAUUGGCACCUAUAACUUGACAAAAUUUUGGAGUACCUAGUUAUCAAAACCAAAUACUUACUUGAUUAAGAAAAAGAAUACUUUGAAGUACGAAAGUACCUAUAGCUUGGCAACUUCGUUCGUAACACUCCCGAUGGUCCGCGCGGGCCGGGGGGCCUGUAGCGAUGAAUGAAAAACACACGACUAAUGCACCUCACUUCCCCGCACGCACGAUUUCACACCCGCGCAAUCUUUCCUCCCGUCGUCCGCAUAUCAUGGGAGUGUCAUCAACGAACUUGCCAGACUAUAUAUUAUUAAGCUAAAUAACUACCAAGGUAUCUAUCAACAUAGAUUUAAUUUAACACCAAAGUUAUAUUAGUACUUAUAAUAUAGAGUUGAUCUACUUACGUAUACUAUACACAGCGCCGGACCGAGGUAAAUUUUAGAAUGGAGCGAGAUCCAAUUAUGGCGCCUUUCGCGCACGUAAAUUCAGCACAUAAAUUUCUUUUCGAUCUUGUCUUUACCAUUUCGGCGCCCUCUAGGAUUUGGCGCCUGGAGCGACCGCUCCUUUCGCCGUAUGGACGGUCCGGCCCUGACUAUACAUUAUAUAAUAUACUUACGUAUAUUAUGUAUAUUAUAUACAUUGAUUUUUUCAUUGUCAGAUAAACAGCUUAGCUACAUUUACGUGCGGUAGAAGCCCAGUGAUUUUAAAUAUAUUUUUUAUUUACUCAUUAAAUCUAUUCUAUAUUCUUAUAUAAUAUAUUAUCAUACAUACAAAGUUCUAAUGUAUUUUGACUAGUCACCAAAAUACAUACCUACAUAUUAUAUAUAUUUAAUACCAAUGAUUGUUAUAUAUAUAUUAUAAAUAUUUAUGUUUAGCAUUUUAUAAAUCCUACAUAUUGAUCUGUUUUGUGCCAGUUUUAAAUAUUUACUUAGUUUGGAACAAAUAAAUGAAAAGUAGGAAAAACUCUUAUUAAUAUGUAUGUAAAGUAGUCAAAUCAUUAUUAAAGUCUUAGACAUUUCACUAUUUAAAAUUAAAUUGUGUAAUUUAUAUUAAAAUAAAAUAUAUAAACAUAAGGUAGGCCCAAUGAAUUAUGUAUUAAGUUUGACUUGUAUUCACAAAGUGUAAUAGUUCCGUCGAACGGUAUACCCAAGCACUGCCACCAUUGUAGAUAGAAGGUAGAUUAAUGUUACAUAGAUAGAUAUUACUAUACAUAAUAUAUUAAGUCAUUUUUAAUAAAUAAUUUAUAAAAA
Bicyclus anynana (squinting bush brown) is the source of this 7013-nucleotide messenger RNA. It is a transcript of the gene Col4a1, whose product is annotated as collagen alpha-1(IV) chain. NCBI's taxonomy places the organism in Eukaryota, Metazoa, Arthropoda, Insecta, Lepidoptera, Nymphalidae. Gene Ontology annotation, molecular function: extracellular matrix structural constituent. The coding region runs from base 90 to 5528 and encodes 1812 amino acids. The record is from RefSeq and is a predicted model, not a curated record. The transcript has 12 exons. Gene Ontology annotation, cellular component: collagen trimer.